This is a messenger RNA of Exophiala aquamarina CBS 119918, 1707 nucleotides long. RefSeq lists its product as uncharacterized. The record is from RefSeq and is a predicted model, not a curated record. NCBI's taxonomy places the organism in Eukaryota, Fungi, Ascomycota, Eurotiomycetes, Chaetothyriales, Herpotrichiellaceae. The coding region runs from base 1 to 1707 and encodes 568 amino acids. Gene Ontology annotation, molecular function: CoA-ligase activity. The transcript has 5 exons.
AUGUUGUUCAAAGGCGGCAGGCUUGAGACUCCUGUGCCCACCGCCAUCUUAGUCUGGUCGUGGCUCUUCGCCAAUGCCGCCCCAAACUGCCCCUUCAACCGCCAGCAGACCGGUGGCUUUCGCGACGCCAACACGGGCGAAUUCAUCUCUUUCACGGCCCUCACGUCCCUGGCGACAAAUCUGUCCACCUCGCUGGCAUCCAACUAUGCCAUCAAGCCCGGCAGCCACGUCACCAUCUUCUGCAGCAACAGCGUGUGGUACCCCGUGCUGACAUUCUCGACGGUCCGGCUGGGCGGGAUCGUCACGGGCUCGUCGCCGGAGUAUGGCGUCGAGGAGAUGACAUAUAUCCUCAAAGCGAGUGAAUCUGAACUCGUAUUUGCGGAUACUGCGUCGUGGGAUACGGUAUGCAGAGCGGUGCGAGAGGUCGGGGUGGGGACGGAUCGAGUGGUUCUCGUAGGGAGUGAGGAUGAUGUCCGUGGUCAGAGGGAUAGGGUGUCUAUUCAUGACUUGAUUGCGCAGGCGAAAGGGAAGGGUGAUGAAGGCCAGGUCGAGGCUUGGACGGUUCCAGAGGGACGAUCGAAUAAAGACAUUCCUUGCUUUUUGUUGUUCACCAGUGGAACGACGAGUGCGCCGAAGGGUGUCAUGAUAUCUCAUCACAACGUCAUCGCCCAAAUGAUGCAGAUGCAAUCUUGGACGGUCGAGAAGUGUCCUAAAGUUCUCCUGGGAGUUUUGCCUCUCUAUCACAUCACUGGCAUUGUCCAAAUCCUUCAGCUUCCGCUGGUUCUCAAUCAGCAAGUCAUCAUGAUGCCCAGAUUCAACAUGAAGGAUAUGCUCGAUGUCAUUUACAAGUAUAAGUGCGACGAAUUGUGGCUGGUUCCGCCUCUAUUAAUUCGACUUGUCAACGAUCCAGUCGCGGCCGGAUACAAUCUGGAACAUGUCCAACAGUUCAAUACGGGCGCAGCGCCGCUUUCCAAAGAAAUCAUUGACAGACUAGCUGUACGGUUUGGCCAUAUCCGGAUCAGACAAGCCUGGGGGAUGACUGAAAGCACCUCCGCGAUCACUCUCACACCACCAACUCACCAGACGUACCCCUAUGCCCACAGCGUCGGAAAGGUCGUGCCCGAGACAGUGAUCAAGAUCAUCGAUCCCGAACACGCAGGCCCAGGAGAAAAAGUCCUCGGCGCUGGCCAAAGCGGCGAAGUCCUCGCCAAAGGCCCCCAAAUCACCAUGGGCUACUUCAACCGCGCCGAAGCCACCGCAGAGACCUACGACGCGGAGGGAUUCCUGCACACAGGCGACAUUGGAUUCAUGCGAGACGACGGGUUCCUGAUCAUCCACGACCGCCUGAAGGAGAUGAUCAAGGUCAAAGGCGUCGGCAUCGCACCCGCGGAACUCGAAGACCUCCUCUUGGGCCACCCCUUGGUCGCCGAUGCGGCUGUAAUUGGCAUUCCUGAUGACUAUGCAGGCGAGGUUCCCAAGGCGUUCGUCACUCUGGUUGAUGCGUCGAAAGCUGGGCCGGAGACCGUGCGUACCCUCGCUGACUUAGUCAAGGAAAAGAAGUCACGGCCGAAGUGGUUGGCUGGUGGUAUUGAGUUUGUGGAUUCUGUGCCUAAGAGUCCUAGUGGGAAAGUGUUGAGAAGAGUGCUGAAGGAUAUAGAGAAGGAACGGCGGGUGAGGGGGGCGAGGAGUGUCGGGGCGAAGAUAUAG